GAGGGAGGGAGGACGGGGGUGAGGGGAGUUGAGUGAUUGAACUUUCUUGUGUAGUUUCUGCGCGCAGAGGUGUCCGUCCCCGGCGCAACCCGGUACCAGCCCGCCGAGCGGGAGCGAGCUCACCCCGGCGCCUGCCGCCCCCCGCACCGCCCGGCCGCCCCUCUGCCCUCCUCUCCCGCAGAGCGAUGGUGCGGAGGGCGCCCGGCGCGUCCCUCGCCCUGAUCCUCUGGGUGACGGCCGCCUGCGGCAGCCCCGACGGGCCGGGGGCCGCCGCCUCCGCUCGCAGACAGGACGAGGUUUUCUCCACCGCCAGAUGCACCUCCAGGUGCCUGAGCCUCCAGAUCACUCGCAUCUCCGCCUUCUUCAAGCAUUUCCAGAACAAUGGGUCACUUGCUUGGUGCCAGAAUCAUAAACAGUGUUCAAAGUGCCUGGAGCCCUGCAAAGAGUCCUGGGACCUGAAGAAAAACCAUUGCCAAAGCUUCUGUGAGCCUCUUUUCCCCAAGAAGAAUUAUGAAUGCCUAACUAGCUGUGAGUUCCUUAAGUACAUCCUGUCUGUGAAGCAAGGGGACUGCCCAGCACCUGAGAAGGCCAGUGGUUUUGCAGCUGCCUGUGUUGAAAGCUGUGAAGCUGAUAGUGAAUGUUCUGGAGUGAAGAAAUGUUGUUCCAAUGGAUGUGGUCAUACGUGCCAAGUUCCAAAGAAUCUGUACAAAGGUGUUCCACUGAAACCCCGGAAAGAGUUAAAAUUCAUAGAACAUCAGUCUGGAGACCUAGAAGUGAAGUGGUCUUCAAAAUUCAAUAUUUCCAUUGAGCCUGUGAUUUAUGUUGUUCAGAGGAGGUGGAAUCAAGGAAUCCAUCCAAGUGAGGAUGAUGCUACUAACUGGCAAACUGUGGCACAGACUACGGAUGAGCGGGUUUGGCUGCCGGACAUCCGAGCAAGCCGGUGGUACCAGUUCCGCGUGGCAGCUGUGAACGUACACGGGACGAGAGGCUUCACAGCACCCAGCAAGCACUUCCGAUCCUCAAAAGACCCAUCUGCUCCACCAGCUCCAUCUAAUAUCAGAAUUGCCAAUAUCAGUGCAAGCAAUGAUGGGAGUGUGAAUGUAAUGAUUACAUGGGAUCUUCCAGAAGAGCCUGAUAUCCCAGUGCACCACUACAAAGUCUUCUGGAGCUGGACAUACAGCAAAUAUGUAAUUCCAGCGAAAAAAAAGAGAAGGAAGACUACCGAUGGGGCCCAAAAUUAUGUGGUCUUGGAGGGGCUCCAGCCCAACAGCAACUACAAUGUAGAACUGCAGGCAGUAGCACGUUGGGGUCAGAUACGCCUAAAAAGUGCUAAGGUUUCUCUCCAUUUUAGCACGACUCAGGACAUCAGGAGUAAUAAGGAACGGACGUCUGUUGGGAAACCACAGAAAGGACUCGUAGAUCCUUACCCAAACUUUCAAAGAAGGAAAACCACUCGUUUUCUAAAAAUUGGAACUCCUUUCUAUCAGGACAAUCAACUUCAGGUCAAAGUCUACUGGAAGAAGACGGAUAUCAGCAUGAAUCAAUUCCAAGUCCACUGGUUACUGGAGUCCUGUGCACACAAUGAUACCAAAGGACUUAGGAAAGUAACAGAGCUGACUUAUGAAAACUACAUUAUUCUGAAGGACCUGUCAUUUUCAUGCAAAUACAAAGUAACUGUUCUGCCUGCAAAAUCUAAAGGGCGUUUUAAGGCUGAGAGCACUUUCUUUGUUACCCCCCCUUGCUCUGCAUUUAAAGAAAAGAAGCACAAGCACAUUAAUUGUCCUGCUGAAGGAGUGCCAGUUCUACCCAAAGUGUUGGCCAAACCCGAGAAUCUAUCUGCAUCUUUCAUUGUUCAGGAAGGUAACAUCACUGGUCAUUUUUCCUGGAAGAUAUCUAAGGCAGACCUUCACCAGCCCAUGACAGGGUUUCAAGUCACUUGGGCAGAAGUGACCACAGAAAGCCGGCAGAACAGUUUACCCAACAGCAUCAUUUCGCAGUCACAGAUACUGCCAGCAGAUCAUUAUGUACUCACUGUGCCCAAUCUGAGGCCAUCGAUGCUGUACCGCUUGGAAGUUCAAGUGCUGACGACUGGUGGGGAAGGGCCAGCUACGAUUAAAUCAUUCCGAACACCUGACCUUCCUCCGUUUUCACCCCACAGACCUCAUCUGAAGCAACAUCAUGCACAUCACUACAAGCCACCCCCUGAGAAAUAUUAGGCUGUUUCAGAUACAAAUAACUGAGCAGAAAAAACUGAGCUCCCAAAUGAGGUCUGGGAAAAGGCAUAUCUGUAAUAGCAAUGAACCCAGUUUUCCAAUGGAAGUGACCAUCCUGUACGACUGUAUCUACUUCUCUGUAGUUUAUUCAUGAAAAAUUAUAUUUGCACCAUGACCAGGAUGAAUCAUACAGCAAGCAUCACUUCAUUACCACCACGGUUCAACAAACUGAAGAUUGCAUCCAUCUCAACACCUGUGAGAAAAUUAGAAGUGUGUUCAUUAUAAUGUUUUCAUAUAAUAUGUUUAAAGUAGGUUGAAACAGUGCAGUGUAUACAGCUUUUUCUCUUAGUGAAUUCAAUGUUAAUAUUUGCAAGGUAGUCCUGUGAUGUAUACAUAAUUUUGAAAGAGGCCAGCUUCUCAUCAGUGGUUUUAAAUGAUCUAUUUUACUUAAAGCCCUGCCUGUCACCAGUUUAAACCCUAUUGUAUUUUGCUAUUAAAUAAGAUCUUCACAUAUCUGAAAUAAGGACAUGAGUAAAAUAAAUACCAGUAGCAGUAACCCCAAAGUAUCCAGUAUUUAAUAAUUGCAGUGUCACCAUGGAGGAGGAGGAUGAUAUGUUUGUAUAUCCAUCUGGUCUAAAGUGGUAAUGUUCUAUCACAUAGAUCUUCUAUUAGUAUAGUUAAUAGCUGAAGGAUAUACAGGGUAGAUAUACCAUUGUAUAGAAACAAAUGGCGAUUAAUAUAAUUGUUUAAAGUUGGUGGCAAUGAAUGCAAGUAAUUGAUAGGUCCUGGAAGAAUGACUUUUAAAAUCCAGUUUACAUUUUUUUGAUAUAUAAUAUUUCAGGAUAUAAUAUUAUCUUGAAAAAACCCACAAGUUUUCUAGUUAAAAAUCUGAAUAGUUAACAUUAACAUUUUAGAAACUGAAAUUCUGAGGCACAUUUAUUAUUCAAGUAGCUGUAGAGCUACUUUUUGGCUUUGAAUUUUGAUGCACAUAUUUCUUUUCCCUGUGGAACUUUAGAACAGAAGGAUGGAUGUAUUUACUCUAUUUUGCUGUUCUGCUUACAGAAAGAAUUAUGUGACAAUAUUCUGGCAUAUGGAAAACAUUGGCUUAUAGUUUAUUUGAAUGCAUUUUUCAAAUUUAGACAGAAGGGUGCCCUUUUUAACCAUAAGGGAAUUCAUAUUGCCUUAUUGUGCAAUAUAAACUGUCUAGAGUAAUUUGUCACACAGAGAAACAUAUCUCAAUAGUAAACAGAAACUGCUUGGAUUUAUUAUUGAGAGGGUGGAAAGUAUCUACCAAUAAACAUCCAUACAAAUACCUGUAAUCAGCGUUUAACGUUCAGGAUGUUCAAAGUGGUCCUGCAUUCUUUGGCACCGUUUCCACUGCUCCCUGAAUCAUCACAUACCUCUGACACUUGAGUCCAACUUGACUAAGUGGCCACCUUUUCUACCAGCAAAUUCUAUGGACUCACCUGUGCUUCAUAUUUAUCUGAGAUAUUCAGUGAGAGGAGCUCAGACAUUAGUGGUAAAUAGAUUUUCCUUCUCUCCAUAACAAACUGCUUUGUGGAAGAAAAUAAAUACAUACCUGAAACUGAGGAUCAGAGCUAUGUUUGUUAUAGUAGAAUAUUCACAAAAUACUCAGUUUGUCUAUACUGAAGUUUAUAGCUUUUUGUUUCAUGUGGAUUAGUACCAGAAGGAAACAGUAUUAAUUUCUGAUCACUUGCUCAUCUCAGUUUUUCUACAUUUCUACCUUUGGUUUUAAAGGGCUCUUUUCCAUUCUCUUUCUAUUUUGCUGCUUCUCUUUUUUGAUAUUCACUUAGUGACCAAGAACUUUGCCAUAAAUUUUUUAUAACUACAUGGUUUGGGCCUUUAGCAGUAGUUUAAAAAUGUUAAAGGCUAUGGUGCUUUUUAAUUCCUUCUUCUGUUAUUGUGUCAUCUCCCAAAAUACAUUAGCAAAUAAACAGAGGAACACUUCUUCAAAAAAAUCUGUAGAAUAAAGGUUUAUUUUCAGUUUUGGCAAAAGACCAGAGUCUGAGGGAUUUUUGUCAGGAUGGAAAUGUUUCAUAUGUAUAAGUCUUUAUAAAGAAAAUAAAAUUUGAAUUGGACUGGUGGGCAACACUGCUUCCACAUUUGGAUUGCACAGGGCGUAGAUGAGUCUAGAAGUGAUCUUCCUGGUAUUUGCUGGAUCAGCAGAAUCAGGGAAAGUAAUUACCUCAGGCUUCUCUGAAGAAUUCUGUCCAAACCUUUCAAUCACAGUCUGUUCUAGUUGUGCUGGAUCAAAUCUGCAGUGACUUGAUUAAUGUUAAUGAAAUUACAUUUCAUUCGUACUGACAUGGUAAAGCAUGGAACAGGAAUGUUGGUCUUAAUUACAAUGAUGCCAAAUCUGGAUUGGAUAUAAACAGGAAUUUAGGAGCCCUGAGUCAUCACACCCUUAGACUCAGUUGCUGAGAGAAAGCUUCAUCCCUCCAAAAUGAAUCAAAAUGGUUACUGUUUGCUGAUGCCAGUCUCUCUGAAGCAUUCAUCUUUUCAAAGUAACAAUGUACUUUUGAAGAAUAUCAAGAGGUUUUCCCUUUUGAAGUAGAUUAAUCAAAAAAAAAAGUUGAUAAAGUAAAAAUAUACUGAACAAGUGUAUUAUAUAGAGCCCACUAAGAUGUAAAAUAUUUUUUCCUUCUACAAAUGAUCUUACCAAUUCACCUUUCAAAUCACCCUCCAAAUAAAACCCAAGAAGUACUAAGUCAACAAAGCUCAUGAAUGGAUGUUAAAUUCCCAACUGUGAUUUCUUGAUUAUUUUUUUAAUUUAGCAGUACAGAUUUGAAGUUUUUAGUGCCUAAUUCUAGAGUCUUGUUUGCUGAAUCAGACAGGAUAUCGUCCUAAUUUACUAAACCACAUUAGGCAUUUAAUUCAGCAAUAGAAUUGCAGUUUGCUACUUGAUUCACUAGUUAAAGAUUAAUUUUCUCUAAUGAUGUUGUGUGAUACAGAGCUAAUAUUGGGAUUAUAUUAGAGAUAUUGGGAUGUUUUUAGAUACUCUGCACCUUUACACUAAUGUAUUAUUUGUUAUGUACGAUUCUGAUGGAUUUGUCAGUUGACUUCAGAUGCAUUUUGUUUAUUUCUUAAAGAAGAAUUAUAAGAUUAUGCUAUUUUUGCUAACUGCUUUGUGAAGUGGAUUUUUCUGUUUGUUUGUUUGUUUAUUGGUGAUUUUUGUUUAAGAAGGAAAAUGGCUUGUUCUUGUUUUAUCUUUUUUGACCAUUUUUGAGUUGUUUAUAGAGCCGGAGAGAAUAAGACAGAACUUGUGCUGUUGUCAUCCAUGCAUAUCAUCUUGAAUAUUCAUUAGGAAUAUAGCACAUAGGUGAAAAUAAGAAGUCUGAUUUCUGGAAUGCUGAACAUCUUCGAUUUAAUGGUUUCAGCAAGAGCUAAGGACAUGGUGUGGCAAUGAUAACAUUAAUAUUAAUAUUUGACGUGGUCACACACAAAGUCAAAGAAAUGCUCAUUGCUAAUGUGAAUGGGAACUUUACCCUUGGGAUUAGCAGAACUGUAUAGAAACCUUAAUACUGAGUCAAUUUAUUCCACAGUAGUUUCAUUUCCAUGCUCCCAACUGGAGUCAGGGAGAGUUUCAAAUGAGCAGGUCCUGAUUUAGGAAGGUAUGCAGAAGACAAAACUUCCAUGUGCACAAAAGACCCCAGUGGAAUGGAAGUAAACCAGUGCAGCUAAGAAUGAGCUUUAGUGAUGCUUCAAAUCAAGCAUGGAUGUCAAAGUUUGCUUGAAUACUCUCUUAAAUCUGGGCCUUGUAGAACAACAUGAGGGAACCAGACAGUUCUAAAUUCUGUGUACAACACCAUAAAAAUUUUUAUUUUUCUUUGUGUAUAUGUAAAUGUCAUUGUGAUAUUGAGUUAUUUAUUAAUUCAUUUUCUUAUACCAUGUGCCAAGUAUGUUCCUACCCUUUUGAUCAGUACCUGUGAACAUCAAUACUAAAAAUAAUGUUAUGCAAACUUGUGCAUUUUAACCAGGAAUAUAAUGCUAAUAAGCUGUUGCAUGUAGUUUUAAAUAAUAAAGAAAACCCUUUAUUUAAAAAAUGUAAAUGAAUACCUGCAGAUGUUGAUGAUUAUAUAUGGGUUUGCAUGCCAAAACUCAUUGUUCAGUUGUGGGCAUGAAAUGUAACGACUGUAUUACCUCUACUGAAUAUAUUAGUAAGGUACAAUUUACAAAGUAAUCAACAGAGCUCUAUAUGUAAAAUUUUUCCUUUUUACUUAAUUAUAUUGUAGUAGCGGUAGCAGAACUACUUCUCUGUUACCCAAAUUGGCUGUAGAAAUUAUGUUUCUAUAACAGUCAUUUAAAGUCAAUAUUUAUUUAUGUCUGUAAUACA
Molecule: messenger RNA, 6567 nt
Organism: Chiroxiphia lanceolata (lance-tailed manakin)
Lineage: Eukaryota; Metazoa; Chordata; Aves; Passeriformes; Pipridae
Gene: ANOS1
Product: anosmin 1
Exons: 14
Coding region: 186-2216 (676 amino acids)
Biological process (GO): neuron differentiation
Cellular component (GO): cell surface; extracellular region
Molecular function (GO): protein binding; peptidase inhibitor activity
Source: RefSeq, a predicted model, not a curated record